ACGCUCGAUAGGGGAAGCCGGUUUUAAGAAAACGCUCGGAAUCUCGAACUAAUCACGACGCAGUUCAUCCCCAGCACCAGCAGCGUGAUGAUCGCGUUCGCGCCAUUAGCCAUCCUAGCGAUCGUUCUAUCGGCUAGCCCCGGUACAGCAAACACUUUGCACAGCAAUCCCUUCGAUGCGAUCAAGGGAUGUCUCCAGUUCGAUGACGUCCCGGGCUACAACGACACCCCGACGUACAUUGCCACCAACACGUUCCGCAAUGUGGGGCGCACGAGCAGCUCGCGCUACUUCCGGAUCGGUAUCGUGGGCAAGAACGAUGGCCACAUUCGGUUCGGCCGGUCGGCCUUCCCGUUCGACGAGGCGGUCGUCGAGCUGGUCAUCAGCGGUUGGAGCAAUACGCAGUCGGUUGCGCGCCGCCAGACCCGGCGCCGCAAUCAAUCGUUCACCAACGUGCUGCUGAAGGAGGCGUCGACGCCACGGUUGCUGCACAAAUCGCGCCCGCUCGUGUUCCAGCUCGAGGUGUUUGAUAAUGGGCGGGUGCAGCUGACGAAGGACGGCGAACGGCGUCCGUUCUUCGAGUACAGCGAUAGUCAGAACGCGAUCCCGCCGGACUAUAUGGCGUUCGUGAAGUGGGACGUGGAUCUGAUCUACUUCUACGACUGUCCGCUGAACGAUGGUGGGGCAGGGGCGGUGGGAGAGGAGUCGGUGCUGCUGCGCUGCAGCCUUGCUUGAGGUUGAAGGGUAAGGUCGGACAAACGGUGUAAGGGAAUUGGAAAUAAUAAAUAUUAAAAUAAUUCUUAAA
Molecule: messenger RNA, 802 nt
Organism: Anopheles merus
Lineage: Eukaryota; Metazoa; Arthropoda; Insecta; Diptera; Culicidae
Exons: 2
Coding region: 88-732 (214 amino acids)
Source: RefSeq, a predicted model, not a curated record